Tigriopus californicus is the source of this 1355-nucleotide messenger RNA. RefSeq names its product carbohydrate sulfotransferase 11-like. Gene Ontology annotation, cellular component: membrane. Gene Ontology annotation, molecular function: sulfotransferase activity. The record is from RefSeq and is a predicted model, not a curated record. NCBI's taxonomy places the organism in Eukaryota, Metazoa, Arthropoda, Copepoda, Harpacticoida, Harpacticidae. Gene Ontology annotation, biological process: carbohydrate biosynthetic process. The transcript has 4 exons. The coding region runs from base 123 to 1166 and encodes 347 amino acids.
CUAAAAAACGUGGCGGAUUCACUCUGCAGCAACAGGCACAACGUCGACUUGGAUUUCCGCAACUUUUAACUCACAACUAGUGCCUUACUGAAUAAAUCUAGCCGAGCUGAUAUCCCACGUUGAUGAUGAACUCAUUUCCUAGACGGGGCAAUGCUCGGGUCAAAUUCAUUGUACUGUUGGCGUGCUGUGCGAUUGUGUUCCUCUUGUUCAUCUGCCUGGAACCUCGUGACUUGUUUGAAGCUCAUUUCCAGUUAACAAAGCCGCCUCUCAUUACAUCCAUGGAGCAAUAUGAGCGAAUUCUCGUUGGCAGAACAGAACAAUUGGAACAGGUUUGCCAACGUAUAAACGAACCAGGAUACAAAGAUCUACAAUCCAACCCCAUGGAUGCCAUCCAAUACCAUGUGGUUGGGUUCACGUCGCUAAAAUGGCUUUGGUGUCCAACAUUCGUGGGAUUGGCCGAAUCUAAUUGGGUUCACAACUUCAUGGUUCUCAUGGGUCUGUCUCCAACUGAUAUCGAGGAUGCGGAUAGUAUCUAUGGCACUGCGAACCCUGUCACUCUGGUGCGACUUUGGGCGCCGGAAUUAACCAAAAAAAGUUUCGCCCUCACCCGACAAGAUCCAGAUUGGAAAUCGAUCUUGUUCGUGCAGCACCCAAUUCACCGAUUGGUGGCCUUUUAUCAGAACAAUCUUGAGGAGUAUCACGACGAUUCUUAUUACAACUUGGGCAUCCAUAUCGUGGAGACUUAUCGAGAUCAGGCCAAACUACGAUUCCAAGAUUUCGUCCAGACUGUGGACGAUUUUAAGACACCCAUCGAGCUUCCUCACUUCUGGGAAUAUAUCCAAUUUGUGUUGGAUCGGGGAGCGUCUGGACCUUAUAAUCUUCCUCAUCUUAUCCGGCCCAUCUAUCGUCUGUGCGAUGUUUGUCCCGGGAACUACCAAUACAUAGUCAAAACCGAGAGCAUUGCACAAGAAGACCCGUUCCUGUUCCAAAAGUUGGGCUUCCCUUCUGACUUUCAAGGGCACACAACGAACAAAGGAUACAAGUAUGAAAAAUUGAUGAAAGAUGCGCCGAAAUAUUUGGAAAAAAUCUCGUUGGAGGAUCAGAAACGGCUUCAUGAAAUGUAUCGACUGGAUUUUGAGCUCUUUGGCUAUCAUAUGAAAUAUUGACAUAUACGCACAAUACCAACUCAUUAUUGAGCUCGAUCGUGGUACUUAGCACCACAGUCAUAUAAAGGGUUGUCUGGAUACUUCGGGGCAAGAACGGCAAGCAAGAACGGCUAAAUAUGGACACCAAACAAAAUUUGACAAUAUAGCGCUCGUUUUAUAUGUGUCUUAGGAUCCUAAACUCUUUUUUCA